Messenger RNA from Linum trigynum, 372 nucleotides. NCBI's taxonomy places the organism in Eukaryota, Viridiplantae, Streptophyta, Magnoliopsida, Malpighiales, Linaceae. The record is from the annotation of a GenBank genome assembly.
AUGACGGGUCCAGUCGGGGCGACGACGAUGAUGGAACAGACGGUGGAGGUUGCGCCGUUAACCAUGUCACAAGAGGAACCGACGAGCGCAGAGGAGAUAAUGGCAGUCAGUGGGGAGGCCUUGCGCGAUGUCGAGCCGAGGGAAGAGGCGCCACAGGGCUGCCGAUUUGCAUUGCCGGAGACGAGGGUGAGCGCGACAGUGCUGGGUCACCACCCAUCCGACUGGUGGCUGGCCCGUAGCCGGAGAAAGAGGCGCGGAAGGAGUUGUCGGACAAGCAGGCGACGACGGAUGAAGAAGCGGAGUUUUCUGCGAAGGAAGGUAGCGGCGUCGAUCUCCUCUCUAGACCCAGGUCGCCGCCGAGGAAGAAGCUGA